Lodderomyces elongisporus is the source of this 2343-nucleotide messenger RNA. RefSeq names its product glucose-induced degradation complex subunit. Gene Ontology annotation, cellular component: GID complex. Lineage: Eukaryota; Fungi; Ascomycota; Pichiomycetes; Serinales; Debaryomycetaceae. The record is from RefSeq and is a predicted model, not a curated record. Gene Ontology annotation, molecular function: protein binding. Gene Ontology annotation, biological process: proteasome-mediated ubiquitin-dependent protein catabolic process. Bases 1 to 2343 code for a protein of 780 amino acids. The transcript has a single exon.
AUGGUUUCAGAAGAUUUUCAAACACACGUCAUUGUUAAAGCUUUGCGAAGUUUAGGCUACUCCCAAAUAGCAAACAACCUCCUUCAAGAGUAUACGGCAAAAAUUCAAAAACAACAAGCACAAGAAAUCCCAACACUACUCAAUUGGUUCCAUCACGCUUUACGUACACACAACUACCAAACAAUCGAUCAAUAUUUACUAAAAUGUCUUGAAGAAACCCAAGAUGAAAGUAACUUUAAAGCCACCAACGACUUUAUCAAGUUGACAAACUAUCAAGGAACCAAAAACAAACUGGUUAUAUCCCUAGUAUUGUAUAUGAUUAGAAGAUUCAAUUUCUACCAAAAUAGAAACAAAGUCGAUGAAUUGAAAUAUAUAUCAAACCAAUUACUACCGUUGAUUGAAUCAAUUGACACAAAAGAGGAAUAUGGCGAAGAAAGCAUUUACGACUUGUUUGACCACUCUAUACUCCAAAACUUGACAUUUGAACAAGAGUCCAAAUUGCUAUUAAACAAAAACAUUGACAUGGACGAAUACUUUUUCAAUAUUGCACCUUUGGAAGACGAUAUACACCGAGCUCAGGAUGUUAUUUUUCAAAAACUAUUCAUAUUAUCUCCAAUCAUCUUCAACUCUAUAACAAACGUACCUGCACUCUCGCAAUUAAUUGACUAUGCAGUCAAAUACAAACAAUCACAAGUACCACUAUACCUCCCACCAAGAAGCAAACAAGAACGCAAAGGAAGAAGAAGAAAUAAUAGUAAUAGUAAUAAUAAUAGUAACAACAGCACAAACAAUAUAAUAACAACAACAACAACAACCUCAUCCACCGAGUCAGAUCCAUUCCAGUUCCACAACUUCAAUGUAACAAAACUUCUCCAUACCCUAACCCACCAUUUGGAUGAAGUUUGGUUUUUGAAAUUCUCGCCACUGGGCAAAUUUCUAGUCACAGGCUCAUUGGAUGGCAGAAUGAUGCUAUACGAUGUCCAUGACAAGUUUAGAUUAAUCAAGGCUUUGGAACCAACUAAUGCAGCAGAUGAAACAGCAUUUAGCACACUUUCAGCAAAACCAUCUAGCGGGAAAACCAAAGCAGUCAUCUACUGUUGCUGGGACCCCAAUGAACAAUACAUUGUCAGCUGCUGUCUCGAUACCGUGGUUAGAGUAUGGCAAAUUGGUGAUAUCCACAAAAAAAGAAUUACUAGAAGUGAAGCGCAAUCUCUUCUGCUGGAAAUAAAACUUGUGACUUGCUUCACAUUGGGACAGGAUAUAAAGACUUGGUCAUGUGAGUUUCUUCCUCACAUCAAAGAAGUAACACUUUCAGAUUCUGCUGCUGCUGCUGCUGAUGCUGCUGCUUCUUCCUCUACUACCACAAUAAAAACACCUCAGUUUAUUAUAGGCUCGCCUGAUAAAGUGUUGAAGAUUUUCGAUUGCCACGGUAGAGAAAUCUUCGAUUUUUAUUCCAACAUCGAUGAAGAUAACGAGCCGUUUAAUUUCAGAAACCACCAUGAUUGGACAUCAACAUUCCCACACGAUGAAGAUAUAGAAUUGGAUCCAUCAAAGGGAAGUACAUUAUCAGGAAGAACCAGAGGGUUGGGAGAUGCACCACCUUCAGGAGACGAUGAUGUGUCGAUGAAGAGUAUAGAUGAAACAACUUCAGCAGCAACAGGAGGAGCAGCAGGAGCAGGAACAGGAGCAACAUCUUCAUCAACCUCUCGUGCCAAUCUAACCAAUGGAGACAAUGCAAUUGCCAAUGAAAACCCAUUUUACAGAAUUAAUGAUCUUGCAGUUACACCCGAUGGACGCAUCCUUAUAACAGCAAAUAAUGACCAACAAUUACAUUUCUUUAGCAUCCCCGACCAAUUCAAUGAAGAAUCAACCACAAGAAAGCUCGCCGAGAUCAACUUGAAGGGCCGCUUAACCUCAUGCUCGGUCUCGCAAAAUGGCAAAUACGUGCUUGUUAGCUCUGCACCAGAUGAGUUGCAAAUAUGGGAUAUCUCGCCACUAUACAAUUACAAACCACCAAUAUUAUAUCGCAAGUAUAUUGGCCAUAGUCAAAGCUCAUACAUUGUUCGCUCCUCAUUUGGCUACUUGAAUGAAGAAACCGGUGAAGAGGAAUUGGUGUUGAGUGGAAGCGAUGACGGGUUUGUCUACUUUUGGAAAUUACACACGGGCCAACUCAUAACAAGAAUCAAAGCCCACGUAGACUUGUGCAAUGCCGUCGAUUGGAACUUGAGAGGUGUUUACACUAAAAAUAUAGAUUACGGUAAACUAUGGGGAAGUGUUGGCGACGACAAACUAGUCAAAAUUUGGGGGUGUGACGAAAAAGCUAAAACUAAAGGGAAUAUCUAG